GUCUCCAGUGGAGUGGGUCAUUCAGUACAAGAAAGGCUGACGCAACUCAGCACCAAAUCUAUCUAGAAGGUCUCCACCAUAAGACAAAGCAAAGAAUUGUGUGUGUUUUCUUUGUAAAGCGCUUACUGAUGGCCAGAUCUGCCAACACACAGAGAGCGAGCGACGUGUUCAUUAAGAUUUGACGAGGUUUGGCUUUUGGGUGGACGUGUGGACGCGGUCUGUAUGCAUUAGCUGUUAAGAUCUGUAACGCGAGGGAAGGAAUUGAGAAACCAUACUGAGUGGUAUUCAUAGACCCUCAAUGCCUGGUAUUGAGAUUUGGAAGCUGAAUAUAGCAGUGUAAGCAUUCAAAGUGGACCGUGGAUAUCCAUCUUCUGAAAUCUCAAUAAAAGUGGAGCCAAGAUAAAAGCAGCUGAACACUUCAAUCCUUGAGUAUUCAAGGUGUCUGGAUUAGUCAGCGAAGAGAAUUUCAUUACAACCACAGCUCGAGAGAGACAGAGGGCAGCAGUGACUGGGCAGAAUUGAACUGGACAGAAGUUCAUGAAGAGCGUGCUGUGAAAGCUCUGAACAAUUCAUUCAGAUCAUGGUUGACAAAAGCUCUGAAGCCAUGCUGGUGAACAAGAGCCCACGGGGCUAUUUUGAAGAAGAGCAGAAUGGUGCUAUUCCAGGUGAGAUGGUGAAGAAAGAUGAAAACUUGAAGCGUGGGAACUGGUCCAAUCAGAUAGAAUUCAUCCUGACUAGUGUUGGAUAUGCUGUAGGUCUUGGAAAUGUCUGGAGGUUCCCUUACCUGUGUUACCGAAAUGGUGGAGGUGCAUUUAUGUUUCCCUAUAUCAUCAUGCUGGUCUUCUGCGGUAUUCCUCUUUUUUUUCUGGAGCUUUCCUUUGGGCAGUUCACCAGCCAAGGCUGCCUUGGUGUGUGGAGGGUUAACCCUAUGUUCAAAGGAGUGGGGUAUGGGAUGAUGGUUGUUUCCACAUACAUUGGGAUCUACUACAAUGUGGUCAUUUGCAUCGCCUUCUACUACUUCUUCUCCUCCAUGACUACACUUUUGCCAUGGACAUACUGCACUAACUCUUGGAACAAGGAAGAUUGCAGUAGCAUGCUGAACCCCAACAGAACUGCCAACAUCAGUGAUCUGUCACGAAACAUCUCAACAUUGCUGAACCAAACUGCAAAGCGGACCAGUCCUAGUGAGGAGUACUGGAAUUAUUACGUGCUGAAGAUAUCCGAUGGCAUUGGAAAUUUUGGAGAGGUUCGCUUGCCAUUGCUGGGCUGCCUUGUUGUGGCCUGGGUUGUGGUCUUCCUCUGCCUCAUUAAAGGGGUCAAGUCUUCAGGAAAAGUGGUGUACUUCACAGCAACAUUCCCAUAUGUUGUGCUGACAAUUCUGUUUAUCCGUGGAAUCACUCUGGAUGGAGCUGUCAAUGGCAUCAAGUACUAUCUCACGCCUCAGUGGGACAAGAUUUUAGAUGCAAAGGUCUGGGGGGAUGCUGCUUCCCAAAUUUUCUACUCCCUGGGAUGUGCCUGGGGUGGCCUGAUAACCAUGGCGUCUUACAACAAGUUCCACAAUAACUGCUACAGGGACAGUAUCAUUAUCAGUGUUACCAACUGUGCCACCAGUGUUUAUGCUGGGUUUGUCAUCUUCUCUAUUCUUGGAUUCAUGGCUGCACAUUUGGGGGUCAACGUGUCAGAAGUAGCAGACCAUGGUCCCGGACUGGCCUUUGUAGCCUACCCAGAAGCAUUGACGUUACUGCCAAUCUCACCUUUCUGGUCCCUUCUCUUUUUCUUCAUGUUGAUCCUGCUGGGCUUGGGCACGCAGUUCUGUCUGUUGGAAACAUUGGUCACUGCUGUCGUUGAUGAAAUUGGCAGUGACUGGAUCCGUAGGCAAAAAUCCUUUGUGACUCUGGCAGUUGCCAUUAUUGGCUUUCUUCUGGGAAUCCCACUGACUACCCAAGCUGGCAUUUACUGGCUCCUCCUCAUGGACAACUAUGCAGCCAGUUUCUCACUUGUUGUGAUUUCCUGCAUUAUGUGUAUUGCCAUCAUGUACAUCUAUGGGCAUGAAAACUAUUUCAAGGAUGUUCAGAUGAUGCUUGGUUUUCCGCCUCCAAUCUUCUUCCAAGUCUGCUGGCGUUUUGUGUCACCCAGCAUUAUUUUUUUCAUACUGGUGUUCACUGUGGUCCAGUAUAAACCCAUCAGUUACAAUGACUACAUCUAUCCAUCCUGGGCUAUCACACUCGGUAUCUUGAUGGCACUCUCCUCAGUAAUCUGCAUCCCAUUUUAUGCCAUUUGGAAGAUAUGCAUGUCAGAAGGCUCCACAUUUUGGGAGCGUGUGAAAAAUGCAAAUAAACCAAGCAAGGACUGGGGACCUACUUUAUUGGAGCACCGUACUGACCGAUACGCAACAGUGGGCAGCCCAUCCUAUGAGUUCAACCUUGAAAUUCAACAACUGAAUCCAGAUAAAGAGCGAGAGAAGGAGCAACUACCAACAGAAAAUAUAGAACAUAACCUCACCAUACAGGGCAGCAAUGGUUCUGCCAGAACACAGGAGCCUAAUGUGUAGUCAAAGUCCUUUAAAUCAAAGAAGACACUUAAUUGGGUUUGUGGGGUGGGGGUUGGUUGGGAAAUAGAGCCUUUACUUCUGGCGAAAGGUUCUUUCCCUUUAAUUUCUUAUCUGAUCUAUGGAAUUUGACAAGUAGUCAACACAACUUAAUUGAUUUUUUUCAGGUAUGUGUGUUUUCUUUUUUCUUUUCAUUUUUUUUUAUAGUUAUCAAUAGAAUCUCAUAACUUAAUAUUUAAACCUGAUUUUUUUCAGAAAUCAGUUAUUUUUGGUGUCAUUUUGUGGAAUGCAGUACUUUGUGUACAUACUAUUUGUACGUUAGUACAACUGAUAGUUGGUCAAAAAAUUUCCCAGUCACAAUAUAGCUUUUAGUUCUCUGGCUGUCUUAUUUCUUUUGAACAUCUGUUUGUGCCUAUCUACCCCACACUAUAGCACUGCGUUUUACCAACAUCAAGUUUUAUAUCACAAUAGUUAUUAAAUAAUAGAAAAGAUGAAAGGACGAUUAGUGAAAGAAGCUGAAGAUAAUGCCCAUUUUAUAGGAAAUUUGUGACUGCACAUUUUAAAGUGACCAACUGUUUACCGAGCCAAACUAUCUUGGAGAUACAAAUUACUCUGAUCACUGUAUGUGGUAGCUUUGUACCUUUUUUGCCUGCAUUUCUAAUGUUUUGAUAUAUCUAUAUAUAUAUAUAUAUAUAUAUAUCUAUAUAUUAAGCAGUAUCACCAUAUUAAGCAGUUUCCAUGAUAGCUUUUACAGAAGACACAGAUAACAAGGUAUUUUACAUGUAUUUAGGUCAGUUUUUCUGAAUCCUAAACCAUUUGUACAGCUGCAGCUUUUGGAGACAAUAGAUAAUUGAAUGUUUUUUAUCCAUCCACAAAAAGUGGCCUGUCACUGAAAUAGUUCUUCUUGUUUGUAAUGGUGACUUGACCAUCAGUACCAUGCUCAGAUGCGCUCUACAUUAUCAGUACCACUACAGAAGAGAGUCAAUGCAAGUAAACCAACGAUACAGUGUGCAUGUCCAACACAGUGUCAGAGAUGCAUGCAUAUUUGAUCAUUUUGAUAUUUCAAAUGCUCACUUUUCCAAAUCUAUUGGUACAACCCUGUGACAUACUUUAACCUAUUGUUUACCUGAUAUGCACUGUUUGAGUGGUGAUUAACCAACACAACAGUUGUUAUCAAAGUUUUGCAUGGACUUGAAGAAAGAGGCAAUGAUGUGUUAAUGAAAAGUUUGACAAAGAGACUGGGGCUGAUAAUGCAUUCUUGGCACAUUAAACGCUGGCCAUAUCUUGAGGAGCUGCAAGCUGAUUAGGCCCCACAAUACAAAGCCAGUUCAUUUAAUUAUCUAGACAGCACUUCUAGCCCAUAGCACAUUUCAUGCAGGAAGGACACUGACAUUCUAGAGAUGGGUUAUUGGGUGGCAGUAGUUGUUAAAAAGCUGUAAUUGCCGUUCAAAAGUUGUCCAAUUCUUUUUUCUUGAAAAUCUAUUUUGGAAAACAAAAGCUAAUUAGAUGUUAGGAGUCAUGGUACAGGAAAUCCUGGAGCAAAGAGGGACCCAAUGCAAAAGUGACAACCAGUCAGAAAUGGCAACUUGCCAAUCUUUUUUAACCUAGGUUCCUUUAAAUACCUUUUUAAAACUGGUACUAAAAGUAUCUGAAGCACAGGUCCACUGCUUCUCUUGCAUUAUGGAUCUAUAACAGUGCUGGAGAUGGAGGGGGUCUGGGGGUGGGUGGGGGAGUUAGGAAAACUAGAAAUGCUGCAGAAACUUUUACCUACCAACUGUAUUAGAAUACUUUCAGAAAAUAAACUUCCCUGAGAGUAAAAAACUCUGUUUAAAAACAAUGUGAGUGAUUGUCAACUACCACUCACCUAUUUAUAAUUGUUUGGGCACCUUACACACCCCUUUUGACACCUGAAGUGUGUCUGAUUCAACUUUCAGAAGACCUUUAAAUGGACACCCACAUGCUUGUCCAAAUAACUGCCAGGAGGCAGUACAUGCAACUUGAAGUAUUCUGCCUGUUAUAGGAUCCCAAUUGCCAGUUUUAUGGGCUCACUUUCAACUCUGCAUCCAUUAUAGGCCAGAGUUAAAACGUGCACACGGUAAUUUAAAAUAAUACAGAACAAAAGGGAGAAGAUGUUCAUAAACCUGCAGGGCUCAGUGUAAGGAUAGAACAGCACAAGCAGAUGAUAUUUCCUUUGCUGCUUUGAAACUUGUAUUUUCCCACAAACCAAGUUGUAACAAAAUGGGUCACCUCAUUAUUUAGAGCCAAAGGUGGCUCUUUAAAACCCAUGUACAGUUGCGUUGAUGUGUCAAAUUAUGUGUUAAGUGCUUAAAUUGUACAGUGUGCAUUCCAGUCCUAACCUAACAAAUCCAGAAUGGGUUUAUGCCAAGAAAUGACGUGCUUGGAUCCAAAUUUUGAUCGGAUUGGGAAUUUCCAUAUAAUGGAAAGAAAUGAGAAUGUUCCAUUAGGAUUCAGUUUCUGGAACAGAAUUAUGUUUAAAUCGGAAUGCUUGCAUGAUGGGAAUGGUCAUGAUGGGAUUCUGUGCCUGGCUGUGAUACACAUUUAUGUAGAUUCCAUUGCAUUUGCUUGAUAAUGUGAAAUCUUGAUUACAUGGAAAUAUGUAAUAUAACAGAGUAGAUAUUGCCAUUAUGAAGCUGCAGAUUAAUUUGCUUCUUUCCCUGUUCUCCUUUCUAUCCCUUUCCCUUUUUCAUUCUGUCCUAAAGUCACUCACAUCAUCCAAGUUUGUUCUUUUAUACUUUUCAACAUGGGAUUUAAUCUAGGCCAGGCAAUUGACUUAUCAGCCCAUAUCAAUCAAUAACGUGCAUAUAUUGAUUCCAGUUGAGGGUAAUAGUAACCUCAGAGUCAGAGGUUAUAGUUUCUGGUCCUGCUCCAGAGAUUUAAGCAUAAAAUCUAGGCUGAUGCUCCAUUGCAGUACUGAAGGAAUGCUGCAUUGUUGAAGGUGCCGUCUUUUGGAUAGGACGUUAAAUUAAGACCCGUCUUCCUUUCAGGUGGACGUAAAAGAUCCCAUGGCACUAUUUUGGAAAAGAGCAGGGAUUUCAAUUCAGUUUUCUGGCCAUCAUUGUACUUCAAAAGUAUUUUGUUGGUUGUAAGGCACUUUGGGACGUCCUGAGGCCACGAAAAGCGCCAUAUAUAUGCAAGUCAUUCUUCUUUGAUCUAGAAGAGACCUGAAGAGUGUACAAUUAGACUCUCACCUGUCAAGCCAAUAUAACAUAGGUUUCAUGCCUUCAGGCCAUACAACAUAUUCAAUCACGUUUAUAACCCAAGGGAGAACAGUUUACAAAUACAACCAAAAAAAUUAAUCAAUAUGUGUUCUAUUAUAUCUCGAACUACAUAUACUAGCCCUUAACUCAUAUUGAGAAAAUUGUAGCCUGCAAUUCACUGACCUUUAUUAGCAAACGGUAGGGAGAAGUAUUUUCUCACGUGGUUCCAUUGAUCGCACUUUAUGUUUAAAUUUAAGGAAGCUAGAUCAAGGUGGUUUAAGUCUAUAUGGUUCCUGACACAGUGACUCUAAAUUAUUAUAACAUCGAUAUGUUAUUAAUUAAUUAGUAUUAACACUCAAUGACAAACCGUGGCUUAUGAAAAUUUUUUAUCUGUCAGAUAACUAAGCAAAAUGUGCGGGAUGAUUAAGGUUAAUUCAGUAAGGGUUGACUGGUAUGAAUUUGGUUUGAUAAGGAAAUAUUUAGUCACUAACAGCUCAAUAAAUUUUGACAUUUAUGUCAGUUGCAUGUUUGCUUCAUUCCUGCAGCAGUGAAAGUAAUAGCCAACCAAACCCCAGCAAACAUAACUUUCACCAGUGCCAAUGCUGCUCCAUUCAUAGAUAUCAGAACUUAAGAUUCUCUAAUCUGCUAUUUUAAUGCCAGCAGUUAAACAUUUUAAAAUUAAAUAUAUUAGUUUUACUGGGUUACCACUUGCAUUAAAAUAACACUGAAUGGAAAAUUCAGGUUCAUGUCUCCGGUUAUUAUAUGUUCGAAAUGUUUACACAUACAUUCAGAAUGACAUCUCUCCCUAGAUGAUGUUUGCACUGCUGCAGACCUUGGGCUGUUCAAACCUAGAAAACAUCACAGCAACACCACAUGACUCCUUCCAUGACACACAGCAGAGCAGAUUAAAGGGUCACACGGGUGUCAUAAUAUAUCCAUGUUUUACACCGCAUUGAUACGUCUUGAUUUGGUGAGGGGGCGCAGGGAUGGUUAUAUAACGAUGUUCACUCUUCAGUGAAGUUCACUCAAGCACACACCUUUAUAGUUGAAGCAAUGAUCUGGAUUGAAUCAUGUUCCUGGUUCACUUAAAUGUUCUCAUUACUCUCUGUUCAGUUUGUUUUCUGUGCAUGCACUUCCUCUAUCUCUUUCUCACAGUUGCCAAUCCUUUCAACCUUCUACCUAUUUAUAGCUGUAAAUAUGUAGAUUUGUAAUCUAUCAAGUGUUCCAUCGUACCUAGCAAAUGUCCAUUUCUUUCGCCUUUUCUGAAUGGCGCAUUCAUGUUUUCAUUCAGCAAAGGUUAUUGGAAAAGACCUUUGUAACCUGUGCCUCCUUCCUACCUCUGACUUUGAUCUAUAUAAAACACUCAUGCUGUAUUUAAUGUACAAUUUAAGUUGAGCACCGCCUUGCUUUCCUGUUUAGAUGUAUGUGCUGAAAAACAAAGGAAGUUUUUACUUUCCAAUGUGCCAAUAGCUCAAAAUGAGAACUAUAAUUGUGUACACAGUAUUUUCUUGAUAGUGUAUAUUGUUUCAAGUGACUGUAAUCUGUAGUCUUAUAUGAACAGUUUACUUGAUUCUUUCAGUGUUUAGGAGAAGAGAGAAAUAUAUAUUAAAGAAGCUA
Molecule: messenger RNA, 7383 nt
Organism: Carcharodon carcharias (great white shark)
Lineage: Eukaryota; Metazoa; Chordata; Chondrichthyes; Lamniformes; Lamnidae
Gene: slc6a9
Product: solute carrier family 6 member 9
Exons: 18
Coding region: 581-2551 (656 amino acids)
Biological process (GO): sodium ion transmembrane transport; glycine import across plasma membrane; synaptic transmission, glycinergic
Cellular component (GO): plasma membrane
Molecular function (GO): glycine:sodium symporter activity
Source: RefSeq, a predicted model, not a curated record